Messenger RNA from Beta vulgaris subsp. vulgaris (sugar beet), 1857 nucleotides. Its product is annotated as calcium-dependent protein kinase 24. The transcript is spliced from 8 exons. The record is from RefSeq and is a predicted model, not a curated record. Gene Ontology annotation, biological process: intracellular signal transduction; protein autophosphorylation; peptidyl-serine phosphorylation. NCBI's taxonomy places the organism in Eukaryota, Viridiplantae, Streptophyta, Magnoliopsida, Caryophyllales, Amaranthaceae. Gene Ontology annotation, molecular function: calcium ion binding; calmodulin binding; ATP binding. Gene Ontology annotation, cellular component: cytoplasm; nucleus. Bases 1 to 1638 code for a protein of 545 amino acids.
AUGGGAGGUUGCAUGUCAACAAUACCCCCAAAUGUAGCACGAAACCUAAGAAAAAAAGGUGGGAAGAAUGGCAUGAACCGAUCCUUAUCCCUACCUGCUGAUGAGGAGCAUAGCAGCACGGUGGGGAGGAAAUCGAGGUCGUCAACCUACCAUUCGCGUUCAAUCACCGUGUUGGUGGAUCCAACCGUGAGGGACAAUAUAAAGCAAAAGUACAAGUUUGGAAAGGAGUUGGGAAGGGGGGAAUUUGGUGUUACGUACCAAUGCAUGGAGCUUGAAACUGGGGAGAAUUAUGCAUGCAAGACGAUAUCAAAGAGCAAACUUAGGACAGAUAUCGACAUUGAUGAUGUUAGAAGGGAGGUUGAGAUCAUGAGACAUUUGCCUAAACACUCUAAUAUUGUUACAUUUAAAGAAGCUUAUGAAGAUAAGGAUGCAGUUUAUUUGGUCAUGGAGUUAUGUGAAGGUGGUGAACUUUUUGAUAGGAUUGUUUCUAGGGGACAUUAUUCUGAGAGAGCUGCUGCUCAAGUUGUUAAGACAAUUUUGCAAGUUGUUAAGGUAUGUCAUGAACAUGGAGUCAUACAUCGCGAUCUCAAGCCUGAAAACUUCUUGUUUUCAAACAAAAAUGAGAGUGCUUCCCUUAAAGCUAUUGAUUUUGGGCUCUCUAUAUUUUUCGAGCCAGGUCAGCGGUUUAGCGAAAUAGUGGGAAGUCCAUAUUACAUGGCCCCUGAAGUACUAAGAAGAGAUUAUGGACCUGAGAUUGAUGUUUGGAGUGCCGGUGUUAUCCUUUACAUCUUACUUUGUGGAGUCCCUCCUUUUUGGGCAGAGACUGAAGAAGGAAUAGCACAAGCAAUAGUAAAAGGAGUAAUAGAUUUCGAACGAGAUCCAUGGCCAAGAGUAUCUCCUCAAGCAAAGGAUCUUGUAAAACAUAUGCUUCAUCAAAAUCCUUACAACCGUUUAUCUGUUGAGGAAGUUCUAGAGCACCCUUGGAUGAAAAACGCCAACAACAAUGCCGAUAUUCCAUUAGGCCAAAAUGUGAGGACGAGAAUCAAGCAAUUCUCUUUGAUGAACAAAUUCAAGAAGAAAGUCCUUAGAGUUGUAGCAGACACUUUACCAGAUGAACAGAUAGAUAAGCUAAGAAGAACUUUCCAUAUGAUGGACACUGAUAAGAAUGGAAGCUUGUGCUUUGAAGAGCUCAAACAAGGCCUUCUUAAGCUUGGGCAUGCCCUUCCUGAUUCAGAUGUUCAAAUGAUCCUAGAUGCUGCGGACUUGGAUGGGAAUGGAACCUUAGACUGUGGAGAAUUCCUUGCACUUUCAAUCCACCUUCAAAAAAUGGGUGAUGAUGAACAUCUUCGACGUGCUUUCAAGUUCUUUGACAAAGACCAAAGUGGGUACAUUGAGUUUGAGGAGUUAAAGGAGGAGUUGUUUUUAGACGAUGUUCUUGAUGGCACCAAAAGUGAACAAGUCAUACGUGAUAUUCUUUUUGAUGCAGACUUAGAUAAGGAUGGUCGGAUAGAUUUCAACGAGUUCAAGGCAAUGAUGCACACUGGGAUGGACUGGAAGAUGUCUUCUCGUCAGUAUUCAAAGGCCAUGCUUAACAAGUUGAGCUUCAAGUUAUUUAACCAUUCUGGGCAAUUAAAAUGACGCUUCUUAGUUCUUUUCUUCUUUUGAGGAUUUGUAUCUUAUAUUUUGGGCUGCUCUUCUACCAAACAAGUUCAUAAAAAAGAGGAAAUAAAAUUAUUUAGUCGUAGGAAAUUAGAGAUGAUAAUAAUCAUACAUAUACAUGAAUUCAGCAAAUAUUCAUCUAAUCAACGUACCGUACCGCCACCAAAAGGAAACAAAACAAAACAAAAAAAAGGACAA